UUAAUCGAUCAACCGACAGUCGCGCGUUAAGUGAUCAUUUUUUGCUGUACGAUUUCAGGUGAUCAGUGAACGGCUAUGGCUAUGGCGGUGGAUGUCCUUGUGGAUGCCCAGGAGGUUGCGUUACCACCAAUUGAAUCUUUCAAAAAUUGCGAAUACCAUGUACGAGUUACUGGAACGACGGAAUUAGAUAAGCGAAUUAUGUCCUUCGUGGAUAAUUUGUGGGGUUUCGAGGUGACGGGAGGUAUCGAUCAGUUUGAACCACUGACGGUGAUAUCGGUGAAACGGGAAGGCCUGGCGAGACGCGCCGGUAUCAGGGUGAAUGAUGUGAUUACCAAAAUCAAUGAGACUUCGGCGGAGAAAUUGACUCUUGCACAAGCCCAGGAACUGAUCGCGGAGUCUGGGAGAACUGUGAAAAUAUACGUGAGAGGCGAUGUGGAAGACGAUAGUGAUGACGACAUGACAGUCGACUUUUGGUUCAAACCUUAUGGGUUUUUCUCUUCAGUGAGUGAUGCCGAGCGGGCACUUCUGGAUUGGGAGGCACGGAUGCGAGCGAACCGUAAUCCGGAUAAAUGGAAUGGGCUGUGGCCGUGGAAUGAUCGCAAGAAGGUGAUCUAUAAGGAAUCAAACUGUUAUAUGGUUCCAAGUGAGGCCGAGGAGAAGCGGGAACGAGAGCUGAAACUGCGUGUAUCUGAGAGUGAAUACAAACAACAUCUGGAAAGAGAAAAGGCAGAGGCCGAGCGUAAAGCCGACGAGAAACGACAAGAGGAAGCCAGACGUAGCGAGGAGGAACGAAGAGCCGAGGAAGAAGCGUUCUUCGCCAAGUUCGAAGCUGAGCAGAAGCGUUUACAGGAGCAAGAUCCAAGGGUUGCAGAGGAAGCUGACCAUUAUAUCGAGGAAUUGAUGCAGCAGAAAGAUUUACUGGAACCCAGUACUGAAGACCCUUAAGAAUGAUAGACUCUUUGUAAGGUUAUUUUGAUUCUUUACUUAGGUUAAGUAUACACACAUUCGAAUACAAAUAAAAUCCGAUAUUUUUAUUUUUCAAAAUAAA
Toxorhynchites rutilus septentrionalis is the source of this 1048-nucleotide messenger RNA. RefSeq lists its product as uncharacterized. Gene Ontology annotation, molecular function: muscle alpha-actinin binding; actin binding. The transcript has 5 exons. Gene Ontology annotation, cellular component: stress fiber; filamentous actin; adherens junction. NCBI's taxonomy places the organism in Eukaryota, Metazoa, Arthropoda, Insecta, Diptera, Culicidae. The coding region runs from base 76 to 945 and encodes 289 amino acids. Gene Ontology annotation, biological process: actin cytoskeleton organization; muscle structure development. The record is from RefSeq and is a predicted model, not a curated record.